Molecule: messenger RNA, 10846 nt
Organism: Pocillopora meandrina
Lineage: Eukaryota; Metazoa; Cnidaria; Anthozoa; Scleractinia; Pocilloporidae
Source: the annotation of a GenBank genome assembly
AUGACGGGUGAAGUGAAAGGAGCACAGUCUAAACGAUGCUUGUCGCGUAAGAAGCAAUCUAAAUCUUGGAAAUUUUCGAAAAAUGAUCACUGUCUUAAUGAAACUGCCAGUGGAACUUACACAGCCCUCAGAUCAAGACAAUCAGCUCUCUCAAGUCCGAAAGAAAGUUCUAAUCAUUUAGCAAGUUUAUCAGUGAUAAAUACUAAAGAUAUUGACUGUGUUGGUGAUGAUUACCUCAAUGCUGAACUAAUCGCAGGGGUGUCAGGAGAGCACACAACUGAUGUGUUUAAUUUUUGUGAGACUGAAGGCAAGGGUGAUGAUGGGAAGUCAACGGCUGUGGAUGAGUUAUAUGGCAGUAAACGCAAGAGGAUUGACACUGAAGAACUUGAAUCUGCAAGCUCUGCUCACGUGUUUAAAUUUAAAAGGACCCGCAAUGCUGUAAAUCUAAAGCAAGCUUCUUUGUGCCUCGAAAAAUGCCAAACUUACAGAUCCAAAACUGUGAAUCCAAAGGAUGCUAAAUCCACUGAUGAGACUGACUUCAGAGAUAAUAUCAAAACUUUGUCCUCAGAAGAUGGUUCAUUGCACCAGGUGCAUGACAUUAAUGUUGUUGUAGGUAACAUUGUAUUAAAAAAUAUGAAUAAAGAGAAUCUGGAUAAAGAAAAUGCAGAUGAAAUGGAUACUGUAUCCAAUGAAGAAACUGCAAAAUAUACAAAGCAUUCUAAUGAGAAGCAGAACUCUUCAAAUGACAGGGUUUGCCCAGUCUGCAGUUUCAGCUUCAUAUCAGCAGAAAAUUUGGAUACCAUAAACAAACAUAUUAAUAGUUGUCUUGACAACUGUUCCGAUAGCAGGGUCAAGGAACAAGGUUCACAAGAAGUGACUUGUGAAGGGAUCGGAGAGGACUUGUAUUUCUGUCAGCUAUGCCAAAAGGAUCUGUCAAGGAUGAACUCACAGAGACGUCAACAACACUUAAACCGUUGUUGUGAUCAGGCCAAUGAAAAGGAAAUACUUCAGUCAAAUUCAGUUCCAUCUCAGGCUCAAUGUCCUAUCUGUGGGAAAAGAUUCAAAACACCAAAGGUUUUUUUGUAUUUUUGGUGUGCUUUUUUUGUUUGUUUGUUUCUUAUUGACAUUAUCAUUUACAAUAAUUGUUACUGGGGUCAUUGCAACUCUAUUUGCCUUUACUUUGAUUCACCUCUUCUUAGACAAUCUCAAUUUCUAAUGAUUGAUUUUGGUAGUCACCAGAUAACUACAUGUAGCUUACAAUGUAAUGGCAGCACAAACUGCAACAUCUGCUGAAUAACAUCAUCCAUCCUUUGAAUAUGAUUAUUGAUUCUCUAAAGAUGUCACUUUAGAUUGUGGUUCUCUAUUUGCUGCUUAUAUGUUCAUGUUUCAAUGCCUGCAGGCUCGCCAAAUACAUCUCAAGAAAUGUGCUCAGCAGUACAAUGUAGAAACAAAUCAGCUGUUGGAGAUUGUGCGUCGGGAGAAACAGCAGGAAGACAAGACUUCUGUAACCACUGGGUCUGCAGAAAAUGUGCUUCCUUCUAGGAAUCCUACUGGAGUGAAAAGAAAAAGGAGAGGUACUGCAGUCAGGGGGUAAGAAAUAUGCAUUAUUCUCAACUUUCUCAUAUGCUAUUAAUUUUUAGAAUAUUCCUUUUUAUUCUUACAAAUAUCUGAGAUGACACUUGCUUUGGGUAAGUGUCAGCAGACAGAAAGCACUUGCCUAGCAGAUUAACUGGUCAGCCCAUGUUAAUAUGUCUACAAACUGACUAGAAAGUAGUUGACAAGAUACAACAUGUUAACUCAAAUCCCAUUAUACAAUUUUAUUAAAAUUGAGUAACAGAGACGGUAUCUGUUGUCUUUCUGUAUUUACACAACAGUUUUGUAGUGAUUGUGGUGUUGUCUUUGCUACUUUCCAGUUAUUUAGGUUUUCAUUGAGAAUUUUUAGUAGCACAAGAAUAGUGUGAACAAACAGGAGAAUAAUCUCAAUCCUCUCUGACAAUUAAAAUUCAACAAACAAUUCUCCACUUUCCAAUUCUAAGUGCAUGAACACCUAGCUAUUUGAAGCUUCACUACAUAGUGUAGUAGACUCCUCAGAACCAUCAGAGUGCAUUAUUGGAUGGAAAAACUGCUGAAAUAGUAGUUUUUUCCUUCCAUUUACCCUUGCACUCUAUAGAGCGAUUAAAAUGGACCUUGGUAGAGAGAGUGAUUUGAACCAGUUUUUUUUCUUCCCUUAGUGACUUUGAUGAAGAAACUCAGCUUGCUUUGGCUUUGUCAGCAUCCAUGGCCCCACCCCUACCCCCACAGGCACAGGCCAAAGGUGUGAAGGGAAAAGGAAAGAAGAUGAAAGGGUAAGAACUGCUAAUAAAGGAAUAUUCAUCACAAAUAAGUUGGAUUAAUUUCCCAGGAGAAAGUCAAUUUACACAGUGACUUAUUUUGUCUUAAUGUUUUCCACUAAUGUAUGUUUCGUGUUUCCUUAGUGGUAGUGAACUGCCAGCGUUGUUGCUUAGAGAUGAUGAAAGUGCUCAAAGAGCCGUUAUGAUGAGAGCAGCUCAGGUUCUUUGCACAGGAGUAUGUUUUAUUUUAUUCUAUUUUUUUAAAAUCAGAAAUUGCUGUACAACCUAAUGAGUUUUGCACCCUGGGGUGACAUUAAGUUAUUUUGAGAGAUUGUUUAGGUGAGGGUAGUCUGUUGUCAGUGAUUGGUGACUCUUUGAAAGUUUGAGUGGAAGCCAUCAUCACAGUCAAGUGUUGGGUCAUACAUAUCAGUGAUAUGAUAUUUUAUCAGAACUUAAUCAAUAAAUACAAUGAGAGAUGAAGAUGAAUACUCACUCAUUCACUCAUUUGCAUACUCAUCCAAUGUUUAUAAUAGUCAGUAAUAGGAGUAAAUCUCCUCCAUGCUUUCAUUUUGAUAUUUGGUCAAACAUUAGAGAACAUUGAAAAAGUUAACAAUGGUCUGAUUAUAACAUGAAAUCCUAGUAUUUUAUAUUUUCUUUUGUAUACUCUAAAGGAAGAAGUUGAUGAGGAGGAUGAAAUAUCAUGCACUCCUGCUCUUGCUCCAAGUCGAUUAGCUCAGAAUAUUCCAAGCAAUCAACUUCUCCCUGGCAAAGAAACACUACGAGAGCAUCCUACUACUUUUGCAAGUACAUCAGAGACCAUCAACAUGAUUGGAUUAGAUUGCAGUACAGUAGAAGGCAAGCACAUGUGUGCAAACAGUGGAAAUAAUGCUGCCAUAAUGAAGGAAUAUUUUGCCUCUGUUGAUCCUUCACUAAGCAGAUCAUUUCUAAAUGUUUUAUAUGCUGGUGAAAACAAUGACAGUAACCCAUGUCAACCAAAGGUAAGUUCUCAAUUUUAUUUAUUAAUUUUUUUUUUUUUGCUAUUUUUACAAAAAUUUGUUCAGUGUUUACAAUGAGCAUUUGCCAGUGAUACACUCUUUGUUAAACAGGCACCAACUUCCAGUCCACUUUGGUCAUUAGCAUCCACAAAGGACCAGUUCUAUCAGGAAUUCUAUGUACAAGGCCUCUUGCCUCCUGCUUCACCAGUUCAGAAGAAUGUUUCCUGCAACACUUUUCAUGAUCAAGUUGCUGCAAAUGCUGCCAUUAAAGAGGAGACAUCAGGCCCUGUGCCAUGUGAAUCAAACAUGCAAGUGUCAGGAAAUCCAAAUGGAGUUGGUGAAUGUGAAGAGAUAACACCAUCACAAGCUAUGAAUGUGCAAAUGUUGAUGGAUCUUUGUGGUGAUGAUGACAUGUCUAAAGUUUUAGCAAACUCCCAGCAGAUGGUAACAGCCAUGGGUUUCUGUUUUGAUGAAAAAGAGAAUCUAAAUAUUCAUGAGGUAAAAUAUGAUCAUUUGUUCAACCCUGAACAACAGUUUCCUUGCCUGUGAGAAAAUGCAUUUAUUAACCAUUUAAGCCUUAUAUUUUCUUUUUGUAACAUCUUUUGGAAUCAUUGACCAGGUCUUGAGAUAAGUUAUAAAUGUUUACUAUUCCUGCAAUACUGUGAAGUGGCAUGGAAAUCUUUGUUAUCUUUCUUCUCUUGAUUAGGGAACUCAUAUGGUCCCCAGUGGAGUUUCAAAAUUGCUUCAAGAUUUAUCAUCCAUGGUAAACAACUCAUGGCUUAGUGAUGUUGUUAUUAAUCUGAAAGAUGGUCAAAAGUUGAUGGCACACAGCUUUAUUUUGUCCCUCAGAUCCAAUGUUCUUUCACAGGUACAUGUCCCAUUUCUAUUUCAUCAAUAAUGAUUUAAUGCAAGAGACCUCUAGUUGCUCUCUUCAUUUGACUGCUACUAACUGAUAGAGUUCUUAUAUGUACCUACAUGUCUAAGAAUACAAGAUUUAUACACUUAAGUAUUAUUGUUUUUAACAAGUGGAAGGUCAUUUACACUUAACAUAAACAUACAAACAAAUCCAUAUUUGCCUGAGAGGUUGCGUAAAAGUGUUCAUUUGAAUCUGCUGUUGAUUCACAAUACCUUCUACUUUGCUUUAGAUGUUGGAGGAACAACGAUCUGGAUGUAAAGAUGGAGGGCUUCUUAAUCUACAGUUUGAGGAAGUUGAACAAUUUAUUUUCGAAGUUACGCUAAGGCACAUUUAUACUGGUGAGGUCAUCAUCCCUGAGCAUUGUGCAUUGGGUGCCUUAACAAAUUUGGCUGAAAGGUAAAACAUUACAAAACGUACUUUACAAAAAAAUUUCAGCGGCAGGGAUACGAAAAUAUUUAUCUAAAAUGUUUGAAUUGUUUUACGCUGUUUGUUUGUAGGCUUGAACUGCCAUGCCUUCUGAAAGCAUGUAAGGACACUAUGUUUCGGUUAAAGCAAGCGCAAGAAAAUAAAGAUGGUGAUGAAAUUAGUGAUUGCUUCGUCAUUGAUAUGAAAAAAUUUGAGCAAGAUAUUGAGCAAGUUAUUUGGAAAAGUGAUCAACACAACGAUUUCGGCUUGGAUGAAGAACAGGAAGGUACAACUGACCAGUUAAACGAUGAAGACAUCGAAGAGAUAAUGAUUUUCCAAACUCAAUCACUUCAAAGGGAAGGGAGUGAAAAUUUGAAGGAGAGCUCGAAAAAUCCAUUAAGCCUGAAUGAACAACAGUCAAGCAAGACAGAAGCAGAUUUGACAGGUAAUUAUCGAAGCAAGUCUGUUGAAGAAACAUCUGUGGAAGAUUCAAAUCCUUCUGCGUCUAAUGGAAAAGAAAGUAAGUUGCAAACACUCUCCAGAGAUGAUAAUCCAUCGUAUAUUACUAUUGAAGGUAGUGAUGCGUCACCUAAUCUUCCUGAAGAAGAUGAUUGGUCACGUAGUCCUGUCAAACAGACAGGAAAAAAAUUGCAUGAUGAUGCUGAGAAAGGAGAGAAGCUCAAAUUUAAUGGCUCAUAUGCAAGAGAAAGUAUCGUUGAGGAAGAUAUAAGUACCAAGAGGGAACAUUUAUCCCUUCCAAACGAACAAAGGGGAAAUAAACUACUUCACGAUCACUAUACAUUGACAGAGUCUUGCGAGAAUGAUACGUUUUCACCUGACACUUGUAACAAACUUGUUACAGGCGGAGAAAUAAUCAGCAACCCGGACGAUGUCGAGGUACAGCGGCAUGGGAUAAGACAAAUUUGUACACUUGAAUUGGAACAGUCCGUUGAUAGUAAUGACAAAUUACACCUUCCUGAGGAAUUUUUGGAAAUUGAUGUUAAUGUGGAUAAUUAUCCCGAGAAUGCCGAUAUCUAUAACGUGUCUACAGAUUUGUUAAAUGAUGCAAAUCAAGUCAAUCAUGAUGACGCAGGGGAACUAGAUGUAUCAGGUGAACCAGAUGUAUCAGGUGAAAUUCAACCAAAUUGGUGCCAAGAUCUUAACAUUUUGGAGGAAAGCUGCAACAAGCCUGGCUGUGCAAAUGUGUUUGUACUGGAAGAGGAAGAGAAGCGGGAAAAGGAAGACUUGCAGGGGUCCCCUGGGAAGGUACCUUUGUCAGACAAUGAGGAAAGUGAAGACGACACUGUGGAAAUGGCUGCAAAUGAAUCGAUCACGUUGAUCAGCGACAAUGAGGAAGAGGUUUGUUGUGGUGUGUUAUUUCAAUUCUAGAACUUAGAGUAGUGUCUUUAGGAACAGUCAUCGCAAGAAAGUAACGAACAAGUGAUGCAUACUCAUCUUCGAGAGCAAUUCGUUUCCGUCAGAGUUGUAUUAGAGUCGAAGAAUACACAUUUAAUGCAGUGGAACGAACACGUAAGCACUUUGUUCCUCUUCUGACUUUAUUUUCUAGUCAGUAAAAUAGAAGCUUUCUUUGCAGUGGCUGAGUACCAGAAAUGAGUAGUGGUUAGAUUUUUAUAUCCUUCAAAAGAUUUGUUCGACAGUAGAUUGCCCCCUGAUUUUGUGAUAUGUCAUUUCUUGGCAGUAUUGAUGACAAAUUUGUUCAGUUCGUAUUUGUGCAUAAUGUAAUUUCUAGGUCCUCGAUGUGUCUCCUCGAAAAACUGAUGUGACUAUCGUCCCAGAGACACCUCAUGGAUGGGGAAGCACCUCAACUAAAUUCCUAUCAACAACCUCUGUCAGUGAAGAAAACGAUGUCAUUGUAACUGGUUCCUCUCCGUCCAAAUCACGUAGACAAUUGAGCGAGGAAGCAAACCAAUUUCUGUCCAAACUAAGACAGCGUGCAGAACGUAGUAUAGGAAAUAAGCAAGUGAAAGAAAAGUCAAGACGCAAUGGUGUGACUAAUAAAUCUUCGGUAAAAAUGUCAGCCAAUCGUUUAACGACCACAGAGAAGUCUCUUGGGAAACGAGACAACCUAAGUGAACCGACUUCAUUAUCAGGAAAUGUAGAGACUUACAAUGUCUCACCAACACGAGUGACCUUGUGGGGUACCAUGUCCGCUAGUGUUUCCCCAGUGCGAACUCCCCCUAGGGGUUCAAAAUCCCUCAAAGGCUCUGAGAACAGUAGUUGCUCGCCUGGAAACCUCAACGAAGAGUAUGUUUCAGAAGGGGUCGAGGUUGGAAAUUCUCCUUCUGUUUCCCCAUUUGUAGACGAUGACGUAGUGCAGACUUCUGAAACUUGCAAGAAAGCAAAAGAUAAAUUGACAUGUCCUUCAGAGAGAAAGGAAAUUUCAGGGGAAAAAGAAUUCGAAUCCAGAGGACCCAUCAAUGAUGAAAACAUAGAAUUUAACGGAGAUGAGUUAGAUGAUGGCAUUUAUCGAGACUUUCCUCUGUCAACUUCAUCUUCUCCUGGCAACAUUAUGUCGCAGCCAGUCCCCUCGCCGAGCUAUUAUUUCUUUGAUGCCGUUUCGUCUCCAGACUCCCCAGUACCUUGCACUUCCCCUCCAUCACAACAGAUCGCCUUAUCACCUGAUCUUGACUCGCCCAGUCUUCCAGUUGAUUGGAAGUCAUCAGCAGCCACAAGAGGAAUGGGUUCUAGUCCACAAUCACAAUCUCCAGUGUCGCCUUCCGUUUGUUCAUUUAGCUCGCAUCGUGCGUUCAGUCGACAAUUAGAGAAUGAGAGGAACCACUCUGUGAAAAAACUGGAGUUCGAACAGAAUUCAGAUGACAAGGAAAAGCCACGAAAGACAGAAGUGGUGAAGAUUGAUCUUGACGUGCCAUUGAGAGAGAGACUAAAGGCCGCACGCGUUGGUGGAACUAAUAUGUUCUUUAUUAGCGAUGCUGAUGAAGGUGACAGCGAUACAGACAGAGUUGAUAGUUAUACCAGAAAUGAAGACAAAAGCGGUGAUGAGCAAGAAAAGAACUCCUCGGCUAAAGAGGAGCAGCAAACAGAAAGCGUUUCACUUGGUGACGAGUUUGAUUCCUAUGACGAUGGGGGCUUCAAUGUUGACAUUGAUGAAGUAAACAAACUUGAGGUCUUAAAUGUUGAUAGCGAUGUAAAAGCAACGGAAAAGCGCCAUUGUGAUAAAGAUGUAAAGGAACACAAUCUGUUGGCGCAAGUGAAUGCUUCAAUGACGAGUAAAGGCAAGAGGAAAGUUCCUUCAAGUCAAGGAAGAGUCCGAGACAGUGAUAGCAACAAUGAAGAUGAUGAAACUCCGUCAAAGCGUAGGAAAAAGUCUCACAUUAAGUCAAUCAGGCAGGUAGAACAGAAGGUGAAACAACCAGUAACACCCAUGCCGAACUACAUCGAGAUGGCCACCCCAGUAUUAAAGGUAACAACUUAAACAAAUUCAUUACUAUUAAGAGAUAUAAUAAUUUAGAUUGGCUCAUAUCCAACACAGGUUUAGGAUCAUGUUCAACAUGUGCUUCACGAGUGCGCAGUGAUGUUGUCACUGGCUCUAGUAAGCUUAGACUCUCAGAUUAUUUUAACAAAGAAAAGUAACUACUUAUGUUUUUGCUUAUAUUUUUUUGUAGAGUGAGCUGUAUAAGUUUGGUGUUCGUGCUCUCCCGAAGAAAAAAAUGAUCUUGAAGCUUAAAGAGAUCUAUGAUUACACACAUCCAAGUAAGGCAACAGUCUCUACAGUUAACAAUAGUUGCUCAAUUUUAUCAAUAACGUGACCCUUGUAAAAGGUAUAUCCGUUUUAGUACGUUCCCUUCUCUUUGAAAGAUGAACCACAUACACAGGGGAGUAAAACAUCGCUUCCUAAUGAUGGAGUUGAAGAAAGUGGAAAUGCAAGCAGUGAUAACAGGUGAGAACGUUUGUGUAUUUCUACCGUCAGUGAAGAUAAAUAUUUCUUCUUACUCCCGUGUAGCGUACAGAGUUUAACGUCAUCCAGAAUACUUAACAUUCCCACGUCAUUCCCAAUCAGUCCCGCUAGUAAUGUGCUGUGUGGAACUCGACUGCCAUAAAUGGCUUAACGUGUGUUCACUUCCUUGCUCCCGGUAAUUUUUUAUUGUGGGACUUUAAACCAUUUCAAGUGCUGCACAACCUCACUUUCAAAAUCGGGCUAAACGCAAAGCCUUUUUGUGAAAUCAGUUUUAUUUGCAUAAGGGUUAAAUAAUGUCUUUUUAUCAACUUGAAAGCGCUGCACUUACCUGCGCGUUGAAGCAGAUGCUUUGUUAAUGUUCCUCUGGGAUAUGGCCUAUUGUCUUAGGGAAUUAGUUAAUACUUUUUUUUUUGUCUUUUAAUUUUUCUCCAGCUGCACUGUAUAAUCUUUCAUUUUGUGUUUGUUUGUUCAGUGAUCAGGAGGAUACAGAAUUUGGAGACUGCACUACUCUUAUUGAAGAUGACGUCAUAACAGCAUCUCAGCAGGUACAAUUCUUCUCGAAAACUUGAGGUUGUGAUGCUUGAUAACCCAAUUGGAAUAAAACGCCCUUAAUUAACAAGAAUAUCUUACAACUGAUUAUAACUAAAGAUAUCGCGGAAUGGAAAGUUUAUAAGUUUGAAGGAAAUGAAGCUAUAUUUUGUUAAAACAUAGAGAUGAUUAUUUCAGUGUUUCCAACAUUUCCAAUUUUUCCCUUUCCUAAAAGAUCAACGGAGGAGAUCUGAGAGAGAAGCUGGCUUGUUACAUCCGUGAUAACAAAGAGCUCUACCAAAAAGUCUUACAGUUUCAGGUAAAGCACAGAGAUCUCUAAAGGGAGAGGUGUUCAAAUCUUAACAAGCCUUAAGUUAGAUAUGUUACGAGUGAAUAAUGUUAUUCUCACUCUCAGUUGUUGAGAUAAAAUUUUCAGAUUUGACUUUCUGUUGAGUAAGAAGUUGAUAUUUAUAUCAUUUUCUGGUUCUCCUGUGCGUUAUUUUUCGAGCGCGGAGGGAGAAUUAGGGACGCGUCUUUCCUAAGUUUUGAAAAGAGCGGAAAAGAGAACUGGUCUCACCACGCGCAUAUUUCAUGUGGCACUUGUCUGUUUCCUCACAGCCAUUAGAGUUAGCUUCACUGCAUCAACAAAUUAAAUCUGACGGCAUCAGUUGUUCUUUGGGAAAACUUGUGGAUUUCCUCGACCAGCAGGUGAGAAUAUUCGUAAUAGUUUGCCUCUGAUUUUCUUUGUAGAAGAGCUGAGGAUUGUAUGUAUUUGAGAUCUUUAAACUUUUGAUUUGCAAUAUAAACCAGUGAGAAGCAUACAAAACAAACUUGUUACCUUUGAAUGUGAUGGGGAAAUUUUUGUCAAAUUGUAUGGCUCACUUUUCACGGAGUUAAGAAAUAUAGUUAGUGGGAGUGGGAUUGAUGUGUGAUACUGAUUUUGCAUUUACAAUAAGUCUAAUGAUGAGAUUCUUUCUGUGGUUUUUUUUUUUCUACCCGGUUUCCUGUUUGUGACAUUAGAAAUGGUUGUAUUUCAGUGCAUCACGUUCACCACUGCUGGUUCAAGACAACCAAGGAGACGAGGAAGAAAAAAGAAGUGAAAAUUAGGUUAUGGAUGAGAACAGGAAAAACCAAUAGAAUCAUCAGUCAAUGUUAAUUAGCCGGAAUUUAAUAAUUUGUUUUUAUUUGAUAUCGUGCUGUUAAUUGGUUUGAUACCGAUUGCUAAUAUGUGGGCGCCCUAAAAAAAACCUUGAGAUCAUGCUCAUGUUAUUAAUCAAACCUUGUAGUACUCUGCAAUGAAACAAGGAAAGUCUCUAAAUUAUUCUUGUCGUUUUCUUGAUCUUGAUUGGUUGAGAUUAUGGAAAAACACGUGUAGGUCGUCAGAAAGUCAAUCGAAAGAAAGAGACCUUAGGAUGGUUGUAUAGCCGGAUAAUUAAGAACAACUCCCCAAGUCUUCUUGAAUGGUAAAUGAUUAGGGUUCUUGUAUUUCCUGUUGGGAUAAGUGAGAGAAGUGUAGAAAGCAUCUGUUUUGUCUAAAUAUACUCAACAAAAAAGACAUUUCGAAAGUCGAAAUUUGGCCAGGGGCAGUAUAGUCCACCAAAGUUUGCACGUGUAAAUAUUCAAACUAGAAAUACUGUUUCGAAUUCGUUACUUUUCAUAGUACAUGUAAAAUCCAUUGUUUUGUGCGAAAAAGGUUAUCAACUGAUCAAUAUUAAUAAAAAGCGUUGACACAGUC